AUGUCCACACCGGGAGAACGGAAGUUCUCCCAGAAACUCAUGGGACUAGAGGCUUGCAACCUGCCCAUGGGAGUCAAGUACGACGUCAUCGGACUGACCGAGACGAGACGACGUCACCCUCUCAACGCCGUAUAUGAAACUGGAGAAGAACUGUUCUUAGGAACAUGCGACAGUAGAGGUGUUGGUGGAGUUGGCGUCCUCGUCAACACGAGUAUGGCAAAGAACAUCGACUCUUUUGAACAACUUACGACCCGAAUCGGACGUCUGCGGAUGAGAAGAUGUGGCCCAAUACCAGCUUUGACUAUCUUCGUCGUUUACGCUCCAACAUCAAGCUACGAAGAAGAAGAAGUCGAAGCUUUCUAUAUGGACCUGGAGAAGUUCUACCAAGAAGAUCAUGCCUUCUACAAGGUCAUAGUUGGCGAUUUCAACGCUAAGGUUGGCCCAAGAAGAACGCUGGAGGAACUUCACAUCGGGACCCACGGCCUACAAUGGAAUGACCAGGGAGAGAGGCUCUCCGAGUUCAUCAUGACGACUAAGACCAUCCAUGGGAACUCGCAAUUUCAGAAGCCUUCUUCUUUACGCUGGACGUGGGAGUCACCCGGUGGAGGGUACCGUAAUGAAAUAGACCACAUCAUCGUCAAUAAAAGGUUCUGCCUGACGGACGUCGGUGUUGUACCAAAGUUCUAUACGGGAUCGGACCAUCGCCUCCUCCGAGGAAGAUUUUCUUUCACAAGGAGAGCAGAGAAAGCCGCCAAGUUCAGAGAGAGAAAUCCCAGGACUACCAUCAACUGGGAUCUCUUCGCUACGCUAGUCGGCUUUUGGGAAGAUUCUGCAAUGGACAACAUCGACGAGGAAUAUGACCGGCUUGUCGAACACCUUCACGACUGCGCGAAGAAGGCUGGGAGUUUUAAAACCACCAAGAGGCGUCUGUCUCUUAAAACUCUUGAGCUGAUACGCCAGCGUGGAGCAGCACGAGCCGCAGGGAACCAAGAACUCACGUCCGAGCUCGCAAGGCUUUGCCGAGAGGCGAUAAAGGAAGACCUUAAAGAGAGAAGAGCAGAAGUGCUGGCUGAAGCUGUAGAGGCGAGGAAAAGCAUCCGAUAUGCCCGUCGAGACUUCGCCAGUCGCAAGACGAGGAUGACUGCUCUCCGGAACCCAAAGGGAACAGCCAUUGCAUCGAGAAGGGGGAUGGAGAAAAUCAUCUACGACUUCUACUCUGAUCUCUUCGACAGCCAUGUCCACUUGCCUCCUCACCAUCUGAGGGAAGAUGGACAAGUCAUUCCAGAGGUUCUCCCGUCCGAAAUACGACAUGCUAUCAUGUCGGUAAGAAAUCGUACGGCACCCGGUCCCGACAGAAUAAGACCAGAACACCUGAAGAGCCUUCCGCCAGUACUCAUCAACACCCUGGCGAGGCUCUUUACACGCUAUCUGUCGGAAUGCAAGGUUCCUAAACAGUGGAAGACCAGCAAGACCGUGUUGUUGUAUAAAAAGGGAGAUCCAUAUGACAUCGGCAACUAUCGCCCAAUCUGCCUACUGUCCGUCAUCUACAAGCUCUUUACAAGAGUAAUCCUUAAUAGGAUUGAAAAAGUCUUGGAUGAAGGACAGCCAUGCGAGCAAGCAGGGUUUCGAAAAGGAUUCAGCACGAUUGACCACAUUCACACUGUUUCGAAACUCAUCGAGGUAUCACGAGAGUACAAGAUGCCGCUCUGUCUCACCUUCAUCGACUUAAAGAAGGUUUUCGACUCGGUUGAGACGGAAGCGGUCGUGGAAGCCUUGGACAACCAAGGCGUCCCUACUCAAUAUAUAAAGGUACUUCGAGAGUUGUACACCACCCUCGAGAACGCAAUGCGAAAGUUGGAAUGGGACGACAUGGGAGUGAAGGUUGAUGGUCGGCAGCUACACCAUUUGCGCUUUGCUGAUGACAUCGUACUGGUAACACCUAGCAUCAGCCAAGCGGAACGAAUGCUGACCGAAUUCGACGAAACAUGUGGAUGCAUCGGUCUUCAGCUGAAUCUACAAAAGACGAUGUUCAUGCGGAACGGAUGGGUCUCGGAUGCCCCAUUCACGCUCAACGGAACGAACAUAUCCGAAUGCACCAGCUACGUUUAUCUGGGUCGGGAACUGAACAUGAUGAACGACCUGACCCCCGAGCUGGGCAGGAGGAGACGAGCGGCUUGGGGAGCGUACAAGAGCAUCGAGGAUGUAGUGAAGAAGACCAGGAACACCCGGCUCCGUGCUCACCUCUUCAACACCACCGUACUUCCUGCUUUGACCUAUGCUUCGGAAACCUGGGCAUUUCGCAAGCAGGAAGAAAACGCGGUGAGCGUCAUUGAACGCGCAAUUGAGAGAGUGAUGCUAGGAGUAUCCCGUUUCACGCAAGUGAGGGACGGGAUUCGAAGUUCUCUCCUACGUCAGCGAUCGAAGAUUAGAGACGCCGCCGCGUUUGCCAAGGAAAGUAAAAUAAGGUGGGCCGGACACGUGAUGCGCUUUAAUGACAACCGUUGGACCAGAGCCGUGAGCGACUGGGUUCCCCGCGAUAUUAAGCGCACUACAGGAAGACCGCCGACCCGAUGGUCAGAUUUCUUCACGAAGUCCUUGAAAGAAAAAUAUGAUGCUCUUCGUGUCCCACGCGAAAGGAGGAACCACUGGGCUACUCUGGCACGCGAUCGGGACAAAUGGAAGAAUUACUGUCGCCCGCUCGACCAGUUCGAAGAUCAACGGGAGUCAAGGUGA
This is a messenger RNA of Necator americanus (New World hookworm), 2733 nucleotides long. RefSeq lists its product as uncharacterized. Gene Ontology annotation, molecular function: catalytic activity. Bases 1 to 2733 code for a protein of 910 amino acids. The record is from RefSeq and is a predicted model, not a curated record. Lineage: Eukaryota; Metazoa; Nematoda; Chromadorea; Rhabditida; Ancylostomatidae. The transcript has 3 exons.